This is a messenger RNA of Macrosteles quadrilineatus (aster leafhopper), 3865 nucleotides long. RefSeq names its product F-box/LRR-repeat protein 20-like. Lineage: Eukaryota; Metazoa; Arthropoda; Insecta; Hemiptera; Cicadellidae. Bases 344 to 1717 code for a protein of 457 amino acids. Gene Ontology annotation, molecular function: protein binding. The record is from RefSeq and is a predicted model, not a curated record. Gene Ontology annotation, cellular component: SCF ubiquitin ligase complex. The transcript has 10 exons. Gene Ontology annotation, biological process: SCF-dependent proteasomal ubiquitin-dependent protein catabolic process.
GCAUGCAGAUGCAACGCAAAGCAAUGAUGUAUUCGUAUUUUGUAGUGCUUGUAUUGACAGUUUUUGUAAAUUCAGUUGUUUGUUCGACAGAUGUCUUUUGUUUAUAAAUAAUGAGAGAGAUACCAUUUUGGCAUUUGGUAGUUCUGACUUUGUAUUUGAAUGAAUGUUGAAUUAUCUCUUGUAGCUAAGUCGUAAUACUCGUAGUUGAAUUUCUUAUUUUCGAUUCUAUUUUAAUAUAGACAAAGGAAGACUUAUUAAUUAACUUAUUGUCCUCAAAUUUUUUCCUGCCUAAGCCUCGGAACAGAAGUUAUAUAAAAUCUGCAUUCAAUAACAUGCAGAUUUUAUGAAGUCUGUUUUUAUUCACGAUAUCAUGAUACACAACUCACGUCAUAAAAUAGAGUUGUCUCGAGUUUUUCUUGAAGAUGAAGCACAGAUAAAUAAAAAACUACCGAAAGAACUUCUUUUAAGGAUUUUUUCUUACCUGGAUGUAGUUUCAUUAUGCCGCUGUGCCCAAGUAUCCCGUGCCUGGAAUAUACUUGCUCUUGAUGGCAGCAACUGGCAGAGGAUUGAUCUUUUUGACUUCCAAACUGAUGUAGAAGGACCUGUGAUAGAGAAUAUUUCUCGAAGAUGUGGCGGCUUCCUGAGAAAGCUGUCGCUCCAUGGAUGCCAGUCAAUCGCCGAUGGAUCGAUGAAGACGUUGGCUCAACUCUGCUCCAAUGUAGAAGAUCUCAACUUAAACCAAUGCAAGAACCUAACUGACAGCACAUGUCAAUCGCUGAGCAAACACUGCCCAAAGCUGCAGAAGCUAGACCUGGGUUCAUGCUGUGCCAUCACAGAUUUGUCUCUAAAGGCUCUCGCAGAUGGCUGCCCUCAACUGACUCAUCUCAACAUCUCAUGGUGUGAAAACAUCACAGAGUGUGGUGUAGAAGCAUUAGCUCGGGGAUGUAAAAAGCUGAAGUCUUUUAACUCAACUGGUUGCCUACAAAUCACUGACAAAGCCAUCAGCUGUUUGGCCCAGAAAUGCCACGGACUGCAGGUGGUGAACCUGAAGGGCUGUAUUAAUAUAGAAGACAAGUCGAUAACAUGGCUGGCCGAGUGUUGUCCUCAACUACACUACCUGUGCCUAUCUGGCUGCUCACAUUUGACAGACACUGCACUCAUAGUCCUAGCUCAGUACAGUCAUCAACUGAGCACUCUGGAGGUGGCUGGAUGCUCACAAUUCACUGACACUGGCUUCCAAGCUCUAGCUAGGAAUUGUAGACUGCUUGAGAAGAUGGACUUAGAAGAGUGUGUGCUCAUUACAGAUGCAACCCUUAUUCAUCUUGCAAUGGGAUGUCCUCGACUGGAGAAACUGUCUCUUUCGCACUGUGAGCUGAUCACUGAUGAAGGUAUACGUCACCUGGGAACUUCUCCGUGUGCUGCUGAGCAUCUCACAGUGUUGGAACUGGACAAUUGUCCUCUCAUAACUGACGCGUCCUUAGAACAUCUCAUAUCCUGCCACAACCUCCAACGUAUAGAGCUGUACGACUGUCAACUCAUCACACGCGCUGGCAUCAGAAGGCUCAGAGUAAGAUAUUUAAAUCUUUCUCAAGGUUAUACAGGGUGUCCCAAUCACUUGCCUAACAUUAAAGUCCACGCUUACUUUGCACCUGUAACUCCUCCACCUUCGACCGGAGGUUCUCGACAACGCUACUGCCGCUGUUGUGUCAUUUUGUGAGACGCCCAUCAGCUCAUUCACUCCUAUAUGUGAUAAAUUUAAAUAGAGAUUGUUAUGAGAUAUACUAACCUAAUUUAUUGUUUAAUAUUUAGAGUUUAACUGUGUAAAUUGACACACUUUUAAGGAUCUUGUUGUACGUGAUGUUAUUGUCAACAUCUGUGUGCCAGAAGUUAGGAAUCGGGAAAACCAAAAUAUAACAAUGUUAUCUACUAAAGGUCUGUGGUCCAUUUUAAAUGGGUAUGGUAUGGUUUUCUCCUUUGUAGGGUCAUCAUUGCAGUGCAUCUAUUUUAUUUGUACAAAUUUAGUAUAGUUUAGCGGAUAAUAUUUGGAUAAAAUAAUAAGUUAAAAGUCUCAAGGCUACUGGUUAAACGAUUAACGAGAGAAAAGUCAAAAGUAAAAUCUGUGAUUCCCUUUGCCCCUUAUUGUGUAUUUAUUAACUUACUUUAGGGAGUUUACAUCACAGUACUUUGAGCAAGUCUAUAAAAAUAUAUUUAUUCAUGAUAUUACAAUGGCUUGGCUUCGCUAAGUUUUCAUAAAGUUGUCGGCAAGGUCAGAUUAAUUCUCACGAAAACUACAAAAAAAUUUAGGCCUACAUAUUUAGUGAACUUCUUGCAUAGGAAAUAAGCUUUUACCGUAGGUUUGACAUAUACCCAAAGCAGAUUUACUUUUCGUUUUGAUGUCCUUAGAGGCCGAAAACACCAUCCGUUCAAAUUCAUAUGUAUAUACUAAAUAAAAAAAAAAAAACUAUCUCAUACUAUCUGAAUUUUUAGGAGGGAAUAUUUAAGGUCCGUGAAGUUAGCCCCCCCCCAUAAAAGCACUAACAAUUAAACUAGUAUUAAUGGUUAGUGCUUCGUUAGUGCUGGUUAGUGCUUCAACUCCCAUCGUUAGUGCUCUUACGGUUCAGGAGCUAUAACCGAAAAACUGUGGGGGGGGCCAACUUCACGGAAGUUGGCCCCCCCCACAGUUUUUCGGUGAUUUAGACUGAAUAGGUUUUUAGAGAUAUAUAACGGUUUUAUAGACUGAUUACCAAAUGCAUCAGUCUAAAACAUCAAUCUUACUAGUUAAGUAUCAAGUAACAAUCUUUUAGACUUGUGUUAUUUUUAGAAUGAUUUUGCAGUGACACUUGUUUAGGCUAUGUUUACAGUAGUAAAACAUGUCUCACACUACUUACACUUAACAAAACUUCUCAUUAUUUGCAAUGUCAAAACAAAAAAUUAUAAAACAAUUAAAUCAAUAUUUACAAGCAAAGAACUAAUUAAAUAAGAACGCCUUCACAAAGGAAACGCAACAUCAACACUCUCCUGUAUUGCGGGUAUUGCAUUGGCUUUCUGCAGGCGUUUUUCGUAUAUGGAUACUGAAUCCAUCAUGAAUUGAAUUGUUUUUUGAUCACCACUGAAUCAAAUCGUGAUUCGAUGCAUUUUGGAUGCAUCGCACACUUUUGUUCUUUGUUGUUCUUACUAUUGACAGUGAAGGAGCAAAAUGUACUAAUGAUCGAUAAUUUGGAGCUUUCGAACUGAAUUGACAUAUUAACCAGCCAAUAAGUUCUUGGCAUUGUUGCGUACUAAUGACAUGCGAGGCUCGCACUGAAGCUGAUAACUACAUCUUAGCUGUGAGCAAUGCCGUAGCACUAAGAGAGUUAAGAUCCUUUACCUCCAUAAAACAGCCUUAUCCACUGAUAGAACAUACCAAUGUUGUACAAAGUACAGUUAAAAUAUUUGUACCGUACUGAUGUACCCUCGAAGGUCGUUGACAUGUUGGAGAUGCACUAUCCAGCACCCCAGGUUACUUAUGCUGUAGUGCCUUUAAAUAAAAUGCCUUGAUCUAAAUGGCGUAAAACAUAGCCAACCCCUUUCUCUUGGUCCUUUGUAGUUUAUUAAAUGUGUCAAAAAUUGUUGGAACUGCAUUUUUCUGAUUUUAAGUUAUGAUAUUAUUUUCAAAGAAAAAUAGGCCUAUUUGAGUUUUAUUAUUGUGAAAUAUGUUCAGACAUGUACCAACAGAUUGAUAAUUAUUUUCUUACAGUUAAAAUUAUUGUGCUAAUGUGGUAAAGUUAUUGCUGAUGUGAUAUGAUCCACUCAGCUCUAUCAGUUAGUUGAAAGGUAUAACUUUACUUAGAACAGAAAUAAACAUGUGAUAUUUUAGUUUCUAUUC